UCUAACACUCCUGUUACUUCUGUUUUUCCUCUGUUUUUUUUGUCUUACCAUCUAACUUUCUCCAACCAAAAACAAAACAACAUGGGGGCUCUCGAUUAUAUUUCAAACUUUUGUACUGUCUCUAGAAGAAGAACCAAACGCAAACCAAUGCAGACAGUUGAAAUCAAGGUUAAAAUGGACUGUGAUGGCUGUGAAAGAAGAGUAAAAAAUGCUGUAACCAACAUGAAAGGUGUAAAAAGUGUUGAAGUGAACCGGAAACAGAGCAGGGUAACGGUGACAGGGAACGUGGAACCCAACAGAGUGUUGAAGAGAGUGAAGAGCACGGGGAAAAGAGCGGAGUUUUGGCCAUACAUACCGCAACAUGUGGUGUAUUAUCCGUACGCAUCCGGGGCGUACGACAAAAAGGCACCGGCGGGAUUUGUUCGGAACGUGGUUCAAGCUUAUCCGGGUAGUUCUUCCCACGCUCCCGAAGAGAACUUCGUAUCUUUCUUCAGUGACGAUAAUGUUCAUGCAUGUUCAAUCAUGUAGGCUUAAGCUUAAGCUUUUAGGGUUACCAAAUAUAUAUAUAUAUAUAUAUAUAUGUAUCUAUGUAUGUAUCAUUUUAGUAGGGGGAAUAAUAAAGUUAGAUAAUGGAUUUUUGA
This is a messenger RNA of Gossypium raimondii (Peruvian cotton), 641 nucleotides long. Its product is annotated as heavy metal-associated isoprenylated plant protein 21. The transcript is spliced from 3 exons. Gene Ontology annotation, molecular function: metal ion binding. The coding region runs from base 82 to 528 and encodes 148 amino acids. The record is from RefSeq and is a predicted model, not a curated record. NCBI's taxonomy places the organism in Eukaryota, Viridiplantae, Streptophyta, Magnoliopsida, Malvales, Malvaceae.